UUGACUAAUCGAACGGCCAAAUCCAAACGGCAUAUUCUAUCUGUGUACACUCACCCACACACGAUUACCGCUCUCCAAGUCUAAAACCCUUGCGAUUUGCGAAGGCUCAGAAAUCCCAACACACUCGAAGCUGUUCUUCAUUUUUCUGUGUCUCUCUCCUGGUUCAACCAUGGCAUUUCUGAACAGAGUGGGUAAUAUUCUAAAACAAACUGUCAGCAAGCAUGCUAGUUCACAAUUUCUGGCUCCGAAUGCCUCGAUUUUUCAGGCAAUGAGGAGCAUGUCGUCUUCUGCAAAGCUCUUUGUUGGAGGCCUCUCGUAUAGCACGGAUGAGGUGAGUUUGAGGGAAGCAUUUUCCCAGUAUGGAGAAGUGGUUGAAGCUAGAGUUAUUUUGGACCGUGAGACUGGUAGAUCUCGAGGAUUCGGCUUUAUUACCUUCACUUCAACUGAGGCUGCGAGUAGUGCUAUCCAGGCAUUUGACGGCCAGGAUCUACAUGGGCGAAGGGUUAGGGUGAAUUAUGCUACUGAAAAACCUCGUGGUGGUGGUUUUGGAGGUGGCGGUGGUUUUGGAGGUGGAUAUGGUGCUGGUGGUGGGGGUUAUGGUUCUGCCGGUGGGGGUUAUGGAGGUGGGGGAUAUGGAGGUGGGGGAUAUGGUUCUGGUGGUGGGGGUUAUGGAGGUGGACAGGGUGGUAACUAUGGGGGCGGAGGUGGAUAUGGUGGUGGCAACCAAUAUCCGAGUCAAGGUGGUGGAUUUGGUGGUUCUGGUAACUACCCUAGUGGAGGAGAAGGUGCCUUUGGUGGUGGUGGCGACGCUGUACAAGCUGAUGGAAACUACAGCUCUAGUGGACAAACUGGCUUUUCUUCCUACUCAAAUCUUGGGACACCUGGAGGGAUUGGUGAAAGCUCCGGAGCAGUGGGUGGUCAAACGGAAGCUGGAGAUGAAGGUUUUGGGGCGGACAGUUUUGAUAAGGAUGAGGGUGAGGAGCCCAGUGAUUAUGCCAACACCAGGAACUGAAGACAGCCACCAAUAAUUGUAAGAGUUGUCUCGAAAUGUGAAAAUAAGUUGGAAAUUUUCUCUUUCUUGUGUCCCCAGUAUUUGGGUGCUAUCAUAUUCUCGUUCAUCCCCAUUCUGUCAGACUCGUUGCAAGAUGUUUCAUGACAUUUUUUAGUUUUGAGUGCUUUAUUAUUUUUCUGAA
This is a messenger RNA of Salvia miltiorrhiza (redroot sage), 1193 nucleotides long. RefSeq names its product glycine-rich RNA-binding protein 2, mitochondrial-like. Gene Ontology annotation, molecular function: RNA binding. NCBI's taxonomy places the organism in Eukaryota, Viridiplantae, Streptophyta, Magnoliopsida, Lamiales, Lamiaceae. The record is from RefSeq and is a predicted model, not a curated record. The transcript is spliced from 5 exons. The coding region runs from base 170 to 1012 and encodes 280 amino acids.